AUGCCCAAACAAGCUAGUAUUCGUCGUGUUUGGCAGACGAUGAGCCUUAGCGGACCCUUACUACUCUCUGGAAUUGCAUCUAUCGUGAAGACAUAUCUGCUCAAAUCUAUCGGCGACAAGAAUGAUAUUACUCGUGAGUUCAAAUACCCACAAAUCUUGAAGGUUCAAAUUGAGAACUACAGCAUCCUUCUCGCAGCUCUAGCCCCAAUGAUCCGACUCUGCGUCUCCAUGGUAUCAAAGGACCACGACCGAAGCGGUGGCUACUGGUCACAUAGUGGAUCCAAAGGUACUCAUCCGGGCCUCGAACUUGGGUCACAACCUCAUACACAAAGCAAAGGGGCAGUACGCAUGUCUGCCUUUGAUGAUGAUGACGAUGACGAAGAAGAAAACAUCGGUGACAGAAAUGGCUGGAAUGGAGCCAGUGUACAGCGAACCCACCAGCGCGGAAAUUCACAUAAUAAGCCUACGGAUGGUGUAACGAUUCGGACCGACAUAGUUGUUCGCGUCUCCUCUGAACACUCGACCGAGAGACUUGUCGUCUGA
Messenger RNA from Aspergillus nomiae NRRL 13137, 543 nucleotides. RefSeq lists its product as uncharacterized. The coding region runs from base 1 to 543 and encodes 180 amino acids. The record is from RefSeq and is a predicted model, not a curated record. Lineage: Eukaryota; Fungi; Ascomycota; Eurotiomycetes; Eurotiales; Aspergillaceae. The transcript is spliced from 3 exons.